AUGGAAAAACGUAGUUUAAAGUCUCUAACUGUCGGUGAUAAAAUAAAUAUUAUUGAAGAAGUAAAAAAAGGAGUGAAACUCAAAAAAGAUAUCGCUACAGUUGAUGAAGCCCCCUGCUUACCACGCCGGAAAAGAUUUAAAGCAUCAAGUUUCCCAGAAAUUGAGCAUGCUAUGACGGAAUGGAUAAAGCGAGUAAGAGAUUAUAAUUUACCCAUAUCAGGACCGUUAAUUCAAGAAAAAGCAGCAGAGUUCGCAAAAAAUGUAGGCCUCACAUUUCAAGCUAUUUCGGGUUGGCUGGAAAAAUGUAAAUUGAGGAACGGAAUAGUAGAAAAAAUCAUAUCAGGUGACAGUGCCACGGUGUCUGAAGUUGACUGUGAACAUUACCGAACAAACAUACUACCAAGUUUGUUAAAAGAAUACGACUCCAAAGACAUUUUCAACGCAGAUGAAUUCGGUCUCUUUUUCAAGUGUACACCUGACAGAACUUUGACAUUCAAAGGAGAUACUUGUCACGGAGGAAAAAAGAGUAAAGAACGUGUAACAGUCAUGGUAGGUGCUAAUAUGACUGGAACAGAAAAAUUAAAACUACUCGUGAUUGGAAAGUCAAAACAACCAAGGUGCUUCAAGAAAAAGAACGUGCAAUCGUUACCGGUCACAUACGCGUAUAACAAAAAAGCUUGGAUGUUAUCCACCAUUUAUGAAUCUUGGAUAUUCGACUUAGAUAAAAGAUUUUUCAACGAUAAAAAAAAAGUGUUUCUCUUUGUCGAUAAUUGCCCUGCACAUCCAAAAACACUUUUGCAUGAACUAAAAGCAAUACGGGUAGUAUUUCUGCCACCAAGCAUGACAUCUAAGUUACAGCCAAUGGAUCAAGGAAUCAUAAAAAACAUAAAGCAUCAUUAUCGAAGAAAAUCAAUUGAAUUACUGCAUAAAUCCUGGGGAGCAGUCACACAGUCCACGAUUGUAAAUUGUUUCCACAAAGCUGGCUUUACAAACGAAAUCGAAGAAGUCGAACCAGUCGAAGAAGAAACCCCAAUUGAGUGGGAUCGAUACCAGCAGCUUUUUCCUGAGACUAAUACAGUUGAAUUCCAACAUUUUGUUGAGGUGGACUCUAGUGUUAUAACAACAUACUAUCCUACUGAUAAUGAAAUACUGAACGAUUUGAAAUUCCAAGAAAUGCCUAACGAGUCAAGUGGGGAGGAGUCAGUUAUUGAAGACGAUGGCGAAUUGGCUUUACCUAAAACUACUCUUGCCCAGGCAUUAGAUAGUUUACAGGUUGUACGUAAGUACAUUCAAAAACAACAAGAAAUUGGAGACGAGAUGUUUUCCGCGCUAAACGUUAUUGAAAACUUUACAGAUAGGUUAAACAUUAAGAAACAAUCAAAAAUAUCUGAUUUCUUUAAAAAAUAG
Messenger RNA from Macrosiphum euphorbiae (potato aphid), 1407 nucleotides. NCBI's taxonomy places the organism in Eukaryota, Metazoa, Arthropoda, Insecta, Hemiptera, Aphididae. The record is from the annotation of a GenBank genome assembly.